CCCCUCCCGCCGCCGCGGAGAGCGCAGGGAGCAGCCGGGGGCUCGGCGGCGGCGGCGUCUGGCCCCAGCUCCUCCUCCUCCUCCGUCUCCUCCUCGCUCCCUCCAUCUGCCGUGGUUAUGGCCCGUCGCUGGAGCACAAAAGAGUCUCCGCGGUGGAGGUCUGCGCUGUUCUUGCUUUUCCUCGCCGGGGUGUACGCUUGUGGAGAAACUCCAGAACAAAUUCGAGCACCGAGUGGUAUAAUUACGAGCCCAGGCUGGCCUUCUGAAUAUCCUGCCAAAAUCAACUGUAGCUGGUUCAUACGGGCAAACCCAGGGGAAAUCAUUACUAUAAGUUUCCAGGAUUUUGAUAUUCAGGGGUCCAGAAGAUGCAAUUUGGACUGGCUGACGAUAGAAACAUACAAGAAUAUUGAAAGCUACAGAGCCUGUGGUUCUACAAUCCCACCACCAUACAUUUCUUCACAAGACCACGUCUGGAUCAGGUUCCAUUCCGACGACAGUAUCUCUAGGAAAGGUUUCAGACUGGCGUAUUUUUCAGGGAAGUCUGAGGAACCAAACUGUGCUUGUGAUCAGUUCCGGUGUGGAAAUGGCAAGUGUGUGCCCGCAGCUUGGAAGUGCAACAACAUGGAUGAAUGUGGAGACAGUUCUGAUGAAGAGAUCUGUGCCAAAGAAGCUAACCCUCCAACGUCUGCUUCUUUCCAACCCUGUGCUUACAACCAGUUCCAGUGUCUGUCCCGGUUUACCAAAGUCUACACUUGCCUGCCCGAAUCUCUAAAGUGCGACGGGAACAUUGACUGCCUUGACCUCGGCGAUGAGAUAGACUGCGAUGUGCCAACGUGUGGGCAGUGGUUAAAGUAUUUUUAUGGUACUUUUAAUUCUCCCAAUUAUCCAGACUUUUAUCCCCCCGGAAGCAAUUGCACCUGGUUAAUAGACACAGGUGACCACCGUAAAGUCAUCUUACGCUUCACAGACUUUAAACUUGAUGGUACCGGUUAUGGUGAUUAUGUUAAAAUAUACGAUGGGUUAGAAGAGAAUCCACACAAGCUUUUGCGUGUGUUAACUGCUUUUGAUUCUCAUGCACCUCUCACGGUUGUAUCUUCUUCUGGACAGAUAAGGGUACAUUUCUGUGCCGAUAAAGUCAAUGCUGCCCGGGGAUUUAAUGCGACUUACCAAGUUGACGGCUUCUGUCUGCCAUGGGAAAUACCCUGCGGGGGGAACUGGGGGUGUUAUACUGAGCAGCAGCGUUGUGACGGGUAUUGGCAUUGCCCAAAUGGAAGGGACGAAAUCAACUGCACCAUGUGCCAGAAGGAGGAGUUCCCGUGUUCCCGAAAUGGUGUCUGUUACCCUCGUUCUGAUCGGUGUAACUACCAGAAUCAUUGCCCAAAUGGCUCCGAUGAAAAAAACUGCUUUUUUUGCCAGCCAGGAAAUUUUCAUUGUAAAAACAAUCGUUGUGUGUUUGAAAGCUGGGUGUGUGACUCUCAGGACGACUGCGGCGAUGGCAGUGAUGAGGAGAACUGCCCGGUAAUAGUGCCUACCCGGGUCAUAACUGCAGCCGUCAUAGGGAGCCUUAUCUGUGGCCUCUUACUGGUCAUUGCAUUGGGAUGUACCUGUAAGCUUUAUUCUCUGAGAAUGUUUGAACGAAGAUCAUUUGAAACACAGUUGUCCAGAGUGGAAGCAGAAUUGUUAAGAAGAGAAGCUCCUCCCUCUUAUGGACAAUUGAUUGCCCAGGGUUUAAUUCCACCAGUUGAAGAUUUUCCUGUUUGUUCACCUAAUCAGGCUUCUGUUUUGGAAAACCUGAGGCUGGCUGUACGGUCUCAGCUUGGAUUUACUUCAAUCAGGCUUCCUAUGGCAGGCAGAUCAAGCAACAUCUGGAAUCGUAUUUUUAAUUUUGCAAGAUCACGCCAUUCAGGGUCCCUGGCUCUGGUCUCAGCAGAUGGAGAUGAGGUUGUCCCUAGUCAGAGCACCAGCAGAGAACCUGAAAGAAAUCACACUCACAGAAGUUUGUUUUCUGUGGAGUCUGAUGACACAGACACAGAAAAUGAAAGAAGAGAUUCUGCAGGUGCGUCCGGCGGGGUUGCAGCUCCUUUACCCCAAAAAGUCCCUCCCACAACAGCUGUAGAAGCAACAGUGGGAGCAAGUGGAAGUUCCUCAGCUCAGAGUACCCGAGGUGGUCACACAGAUGCCGGACGGGAUGUGACAAAUGCGGAACCCCCAAGUGUGAGUCCAGCUCGGCACCAGCUCACAAGCGCGCUAAGUCGUAUGACUCAGGGGCUGCGUUGGGUACGUUUUACAUUAGGGCGAUCCAGCUCUGUCAGUCAGAACCAGAGCCCUUUGAGACAACUUGAUAAUGGGGUAAGUGGAAGAGAAGAAGAUGAUGAUGUUGAAAUGCUAAUUCCAGUUUCUGAGGGAGCUUCAGACUUUGAUGUGAGUGACUGCUCCAGACCUCUUCUUGAUCUUGCCUCUGAUCAGGGACAAGGGUUCAGACAACCAUACAGUGCAACAAACCCAGGAGUAAGGCCAGGUAGUCGUGAUGGCCCCUGUGAGCGCUGUGGUAUUGUCCACACCGCCCAGAUACCGGACACUUGCUUAGAAGCAACACUGAAAAAUGAAACCAGUGAUGAUGAAGCUUUGUUACUUUGUUAGGUACAAAUCCCAUAAGGGAGACUGGAUACAAGUUGGAGCAAUAUCCAUUCACUGUUUUGUAACUUUACAAUUAAACUAGUUUUAAUUUAAAAAGAAAAAGAUGCAGGGUGAUUUCUCAUUAUCAUAUGUUAGCCUGCAUGUUUAAAUUAAACAGCUGUAACUCUAUGAAGUUUAGAGUUUACUGUUUUAGCAGCUAAAAAUGAAUUAUGUAUUCAUACUGUUCAAUGAUGUUCUUCCAUUUGUUUCUAAUUGUUUUCAUCCUGGUACUGUAGUUUGCAGUAGAGAUAUGGCUGCUGAAACUCAUUUGACCGUCAGUUUAUCUACCCUCUGUUAGAAUGUUUCUUUGUAUAAAAUAAUAUCUUCUUUUAAUUAAACCCUUUAUGCUUUUGCCAAUACAUCUUGUAACUUAAUAUACUAGAUGUUAAGGUUGUUAAUAUAAAAAGAAGAAAAACCCUUAUACUCACUGUUUUCUUUGUAUAACAUUUGUCUAAACAUUAUUGGAUUUCAUCAUAAUAUGAGCUUGUCAAAGGGAAAAAAACUUUGUCUAAAUUUUUUUCUCUUAUGUUUAACAUGCAGUGAUGUGAAAUUUAGAGUUAGAUAAAUUAAUGGCAAAAAACCUCUUUUAUAGAUUUUCUAAUGUUGACUUUAAUACUCUAAUAUGGUACAAACCAAAUGGUAAAAAUCCCAAGUCAUUUUUUUUUCAUCUCUUAUUUAAGAACAGAAUUUAGCGAAUGACGAUAUUCUACUAUGCAUUAAAUCUUGAACUUUAUAUAAUAUGUACAAAAAUUGUACAAGAUAAGUUCCAACUGGUAAUGUCUUUCCCUGACACAGGGUUAUGCUUGUAUUGGACCCUAGGGAUUUGCACUAAAAUCAUAUCAAGGUCUCAGAUGAAUUUAGUGCUCAAGCACUAUCACUUUAAAUGCUAUUAUUUGCUAUCAUAAUGACUAUAUAUUUCCAUAGCUUUUUGGGGGAUGAGGGGGCAUUUUUAUUACGACCAGAGGUUGCUUUGCUGGUUUCAUAUUUAUUUGUUGUAUUUAAAGACUGCAUUAUUGUAAGAAAGUGAUUUUUUCAAUAUAUUUUAUUCAUGAGGGGAGGUUUAUGCUACAUGUUGAAAAGCAAAUUAAGAAAUCAGUCAGAUCACCUCUCUUUUUAAUGUAAAUUGCAAAACCCUGCCUAUUUUUUUAUUGUCAGUUCCCAUUUAUUUAUUCUUUAGCUGUCUGUUUUAUUAGCUUAAUAAUUGAGUAUGAAAAAUGUAUUUGUGUGUGAUUAUUGCUAUUUAUUAAAUUUUAAAUACUUUGCUGAAUGUCAUUUUAAAGCAUGUUUGAGGUCUUGUGUAUUUGUCGUGUUAUGCUGUCAGGAAGAACUGACUGAACUGUUUUAAUAUGUAUCAAAAAUUAAAAUGACUUUUUUUUUUGUAUUGCCUUGAGGUACUUUUUAAGUCAAAGUUGCUCUUUAUUUUUGUUCAUUUGGUACAUAUACAGAUUCAUGCCAUGGAAUAUGCAGUAUGUCUAGAAGAAAAAUUAAAAGGGGGUUUAUUCUUUCUUUCUUACCUUAUAGUAAAGGAAUAGCUUAUACCAGUUCUCGGUGAGGACAUGAAUAUUACUUUCCCUUUGAAAAAACUGUCUCUCUCUUUUUUUUCUUUCUUUUUUUUUUUUUUUAGGUCUGCAACCUAAGGCACGUGGAAGUUCCCAGGCUAGGGGUCGAAUUGGAGCUGCAGCUGCUAGCCUACACCACAGCCACAGCAACAUGAGGUCUAAGCCGCAUCUGUGACCUACAUCACAGCUCACAGCACCACCGGAUCCUUAACCCACUGAGCCAGGCCAGGAGAAGAACCCACAUCUUCAUGGAUGCUAGUCAGGUUCUUAAUCCACUGAGCCACAAUGGGAACUCUGAAAAAACUGCCUCUUAAUUGAUUUAUUUUAUAAGAUACAAUCAGUUCUCAAUCAGUUCUCUUUUUAUAUUAUUUUCAAAUACAAUUUAGACUCCUAUACAACAUUUUAUUGGCAGAAUUUGGGUUACCAAAUUAACCUUGUUUUGGUCCUGCUAAUAAUAUACUAUCACGUACAGAUUUUUUGUUUUCUGACAUGUGUUUUAAUAACUAAUAUAUCUUAUUGAUUCAAACAGUAAAAAAAAUUAAAUCUGUCUCCUACCCCUGACACCCCAGUUCCUUUUCAAAGAAACAGGUGCCAAUACCACAAUCUUAUAUACACACCAAAAAUACCAUAUAGAUACAUACCUAUGUGUAUCCAUAUGUUUAAAUGCUGUAUGUUGUAAUACAAAUUGUAACAUACUACAUACACUUUUCCUGCACUUUUUUCCAAGGAAGAAAGUGUAUCUACUACUGUUUGAAUGUUGAAAGUAAAGAUGGGUGUUCUGUUAUUUGAUUUUUCACAUUUAAAAAAUUGAUCUAUCCUAAAUUUAAGGCUCUACUUUUUUUUCCUAGAUAACUACCUAGUUACUGCAAGGCUGCUUAUUAAAUAAUUUAUCCUUUCUUCACUGUUGGAAACGACCCUUUUAUCAUACUGUAGAUUUUCACAGUAUGUGGAUAUGUUUCUAGACUCCUCAUUCCAUUCUCUUCAGUUGACCUGCCUUUCUGUUUUUAUACCUGUCCUACACUGCUAUCAUAACUGUAAUGUCUUUUUGGCCACACCUGCAGGAUAUAGAAGUUGUUCUGGGGCCAGGGGUCAAACCUGCACCACAGCAGUGAUGAGGCCAGGCCCUUAACCUGCUCAGCCACCAGGGAACUCCGUGAUAACUAAUUUUUUUUUAAUGGCCAUACCCGUGGCAUAUGGAAGUUCCUGGGACAGGGAGUAAAUCCUGCGACCUGUGCUGCAGCUGUGACACCAGGUCCUUUAACCACUGGACUGGGCUGGGGAUCAAACCCACAUCUCUGCAGUGACCCAAGCCACUGCAUUUGGAUUUUUAACCCACUGCACAACAGUGGGAACUCUAAUAACUGUAAUUUUUAAAUACUCAAAUAUUCUUGCUCAUUUUUCUAUUUUAACUUUAGAAUCAACCCUUUGUGUUCCUCAAAACAAAUCCAGAGUACUUUUUUUUUUUUGGACAGUUCUACUUUUAUAGAUUAACUUGGGGAAAUUUGACAUCAUUACCAUGUUAAAGCUUCUGUCUAAAUCAUGGUGCCCUAUCCAAAAGACGGUUCCCAGAGAUCCUGCUGUGGUGCAACAGGAUCAUUGUCAGGACACAGAUCUGAUCCCCAGUGGGUUAAAGGAUCUGGUGUUGCUCAGAUCUGAUCCCUGGUCCAGGAACUUCAUAUGCCGCAAGGCAGUGGAAAAAAACAAAACAAAACAAAAAUAUGAUUCCCAUUUUUUCAGGGAAUCACAACUAUGGCUCAGAUCUGACCCCUGGCCCCGGAACUUCAUAUACUGCAGGGCAGCGAAAAAAGAAAAAACAAAAAAAUGAUUCCCAUUUGUUCAGGCCUAUUUUUUGUUGUUUGCUUCUGCUUCACAUUUUCCUUUUACAGAGAUCUUGUCCAUGUUUUGUAAGAGUUAGUCCUUAAAAGUUUUAAUAUUUUUGGUUUCUUUAUUAAGGAAGUAUUUUCUGUUUAUAAUUUAGUCUGAUUUCAGUAUAAAUGAAAGCUAGUGAUUUGUUAAUUUUCUGCCCAGCUACCAGAAUCAUUUUCUUAUAGUUUGUAGAAGCACUUCAGUUAAUUCUUUUGUGUUUUCAAGUUAUAUAGCCGUCUUCCAAUUUGCAUACAUACCUCUUUAUGUCUUAACUGCAUUGUCUAGUACUUCUAGAAUAAUAUUAAAAUAUAUUGCCUGUAAUGAAUUGGGUUGAGAUAUAUACAUUUAAUCGUGUUAAAGGGUAUAUCCAUUGAUCCCCUCAUUUAAAAGAAAUUAGGCAAGAAUGCACAUUGAAUUUUAUCACAUGCCUUUUCAUUUUCUAUGGAGAUGAUCAUUUGAUUUUUCUCCUUUGACCUUUUAAUAUGAUAGAUUUUACUACUAUAUUUUGUAAUUUUGAACCAUCCUUGCAUUCCUGAAAUAAAUACCUGACCAUGCAUAUUAUUCUUUUAAUAUAUUUCCAGAUUAUGUUUUAUAUUUUAUUUAGUAUAUUUGCAUAUGUAUUUAUUCAUCAGUGUGAUUAGUCCACUGUGUUUGUGUGUGUGUUAUUUUUUAGAAGGCUUGUUAUUAAUUUUAUGCUGGAAAAUUUGGAAAUGUUUUUCUUUUCCCGUGCUCUGGAGUCAUUUACAUAGCAUUGAAAUGUUCUCAUCCAUAAAAUUUCAGUGAAAUUAUCUGGGUCUGGUGGAUGUUUGGCAAAUAGCUCUCUAGCAGCUCUGUUGGUAUCUGCUAUGGUAAUUGGUCUGUGUAGUUUUUAUGUCUUAGCUGGGCUCAUCAACCAUCUAUUUUGUCCAAGUUUUCAGGUUCAUUUUCCUAGGGUUGAGCAAAGUACCCCUUCCUCUUUUGUGCAUUUGGCUCUUUCCCCCUUAUCAUGUAUUAUGCUUGCUCCCUUAUUGUAUUAAUUAAGAUAGUUAAUAGUUGAGCAGUUAUUUUAUCGUGGCUUUUUUUUUUUGUUUCCUCCUAAGUGGUAUGUUUUGGAUGUCUCUUUAAUUUUUCUGUUUUCCAAUUAACUGAUUUCCUUUAAUAAAUUUCCUACUUUUUGCUUUC
Molecule: messenger RNA, 7262 nt
Organism: Sus scrofa (pig)
Lineage: Eukaryota; Metazoa; Chordata; Mammalia; Artiodactyla; Suidae
Gene: LRP12
Product: LDL receptor related protein 12
Molecular function (GO): protein binding
Source: RefSeq, a predicted model, not a curated record